Sesamum indicum (sesame) is the source of this 2125-nucleotide messenger RNA. RefSeq names its product putative serine/threonine-protein kinase PBL25. Lineage: Eukaryota; Viridiplantae; Streptophyta; Magnoliopsida; Lamiales; Pedaliaceae. The record is from RefSeq and is a predicted model, not a curated record. Gene Ontology annotation, biological process: protein phosphorylation. Gene Ontology annotation, molecular function: ATP binding; protein kinase activity.
AACCCCUUUAAUCAUUCUCUUUCAACCCUUUUGCUCUCAUGCCUCUUAAGGAUUCCAAUUCCUUUGCAAGAUUUUUGUGGGCUCCUUGAUUUCAUUUCAUGCUCCUCUUUUCAUGAUUCUUUCUCUCAAGGAGCCGUGCAUUUUUUUGAUUGUCUGUUUGUGAGUUUUGGUUUUUGGGGUGCGUGAAGACCAUGAGUUGCCUCCCCUGUUUUCAGAGCAACGACGAAAGCGCCGAUGACAACAAGAACGACGACUUGCCCGUAGCUCAGCCUAAAGAUUUACCUCCAUCUGCUGCUCCUGUAAAUAAUAAUAGCUCGCAAGAUACAUCAGCCAACACCAGUAAUGCAGCAGAAAAUGAAAGUGCGGUCAAAACGUUCACUUUCCGUGAACUUGCCAUGGCAACAAAGAAUUUUCGUCAAGAAUGUCUUAUUGGUGAAGGUGGAAUUGGAAGGAUAUUUAAAGGGACACUUGGAUCAAGUGGACAGAUUGUUGCUGUUAGGCAACUGGACAGAAAUGGAGUACAAGGGAGCAAGGAGUUUGGCGCUGAAGUUUCGAGGUUGAGUCUCCUUCAGCACCCGAAUCUUGUCAAGAUAAUCGGAUAUUGUGCUGAUGGAGAACAGAGGAUAUUGGUGUACGAAUACAUGCAAUCUGGUCCAUUAAUGAACCAUCUUUUUGACCUUCCAGCAGAGAAAAAACCAUUAGAUUGGACUACAAGAAUGAAAAUUGCUGUAGGUGUUGCAGAAGGACUCGAGUACUUACACGAGAAAGUUGACCCACCUAUCAUAUAUUGCGACUUAAAAUCCUCAAAUAUCCUUUUGGAUGAAGCUAAGAAUCCAAGACUCUCACAAUACGGGCUCAGCAAACUCGUCCAAAGUGGCAAUAAGAUGCAUGUAGCACCAACAGGUAAUGGAUAUUAUGCACCAGAAUAUGAAAGAACUGGUGAACUAUCACCAAAGUCAGACGUUUAUAGCUUUGGUGUCAUCCUACUAGAGCUUAUCUCAGGCCGUAAAGCCUUGGACACUUCACGGCCAGCAGAUGAGCAAAGUUUAGUUAACUGGGCACAACCGAUUUUCAAGGACCAGUCGAAGUUUCCACAGAUGGCUGAUCCACUUCUCAAAGAGGCAUUUCCAGUAACAAGCUUAAAUCAAGCGGUGGGAGUCGCAGCAAUGUGUCUGCAGGAAGAACCAGCAGCACGCCCGUUGAUCAAUGAUGUUUCAGCUGCCCUUAGUUUCCUCGCAAUGGCUCGCCCGGAAGCUCCUAUUCCUGCUCAUCUCGUUCCUAUACUAUCAUCAAGAGUGAAAACAGGAAAAUAUCCGUCUACUAAGGAGGGCCUAAAUUCUGUUUCUGAACAAGACAAUACUUCGGAUAUUGAGGAUGAAGACAGAGGGCGUUGUAGUCAUGACGACAAAUCAAGUUCCGACUAUGAGUAUGGGGAUAGUUCAGAAGAAGGUUCAGAUGACGACAAUCCAAAACAAUCCCGACUCAAAUCUCGCAAAUCGAAAAAGUCGGGCGAGGACAAAAAGUAAAAGUAAGAUGGAUCGGGAUUGUAGUGAUGGUAGCACUCUCCCGGAAAGAAGUGGGCAAGAUCUACACAAUCUUAGUAUUAUGAUUAUAAUCUGAGCAGUGAUGAAGAACCGAAUGAUGGUAAAAAUUCAAGAAGCAACAACAAAGCUGCAUGAGCCUUAAAUCCAAAUCAAAUCCAAGUCACAACUUCAGUGUCAUAUGGACCUAGCAUGAGAUAUAAUGACGGAUUUUAGUACAUUCAAGAACCUUGCAGCACUUUCAGUACGACACUGACCUGGAUAUGAUGGCGCGGGACUAUCACGAGAUCCAUAUCUUAAGAAACAAAAACUCAGUUUAUGGAGUAGAUGAUCAUGGAGGUGACUUCAAGUUGGUUUGACAAAUACUUUUGUUUUCACCUUUGGCGGAUCAAGAUUUCUUUUAGCUGACCGUUCCAUGUUGGAUCUGAAUACUUAUGUAUAGGGAAUUUGAGGUAUAUAUAGUGAUGAACAGGAAACAUCUUUUCUUAGCUUUUAGCUUUUCUUUCUCCUUGUAUGCUCAUUCUACACAACUUUUGCUAGGCAUUUUGAAAGUAACAUUUGAACAACUUUCCAUUUAAGUACAU